AGAUAGGUUGUUAUUAUUAGAGGGCGGUUUCCGUAAUUAGCGAUGGUGGACACUUCCGAAAUGUUGUUAACCCUUGAUCACAUCAAGUACAGAAAACCUGGCGACGGUCGGUCACCAAUAGGACGACUGAUGUUAUACAAAGAACAUGUUGAAUGGAGGGAUAACGCUGGUCCCGAAAUUUUGUACGUAAAAUUCAUGCAAAUCAAAGGUCAACGCGUAUCUCCUCCCAACAAGUCGAAAGUGCAGUUGCAACUAGUACUUCAAAAUGAUGACCAGGCAACUUUUGUGUUCUUGAACCCGGCUCUGGACAAAGAAGGACUUACAAAAGAAAGGGAUUUGCUGAAAGAGACUUUACAGCAGGCUCUCAUAGCUCACCGUCAAAGGGUUAACCAGUUAGCGGCAUCCAACGAGAAGGAUGUGAAACAAUCCGAAUUGAAAGAGAAGCAGCGGAUAUUAGGAGAAAACAAGCAACUUGAUCAGCUCUAUACCCAUCUUGUGGCGUCGAAGCUGAUAAGCGCUCAAGAAUUUUGGACCGAUUACUACCAGUCGUCCGGUACUGUGGAAGACAAAGCGGGUAUCAGUGGUGCUUUUUUGACGAAUAUCGUACAGCAAGAGGGCACAAAUGGUAUAAAGUUGAAUUUGAACACCGAGAUCAUUCAGGCAGUCUUCAACACUUACCCGGCAGUCGAGAAGAAGCAUUUGGAGCUUGUACCUCAUGAAAUGACCGAGGCUCAGUUCUGGACGAAGUUCUUUCAAUCGCAUUACUUUCACCGAGAGCGUGAGGUCCUUCCCAACCCCAAUGAUCCGUUUGCGGAUUGCGUGAAAAUGGACGAUGCUGAAAUGGAAAAGAUUCAAGGUGAUGGGAUCAAUCGCAAACGAUUUGAUCUCGAUCAUCUCAAUGACAAUAGUUUGAAAGAUCUUGCGAGACUGGAUAAUCAGAAAGCACCACAAAAGAGCACUUUAGUACGGCGUUGCAACUACCUGUCCGAAAAAAUUUUGGCAGUCCUCAGACCUCCUGCUCCCACAGGCGAAAGUAGCAAAGGCGCACCAAAACAGUCUGGCUUUGGCGUUUUGAAUCGAAUUAUGGAAGAAGACGAAAAGAGGCUGGAGUCAGAUGAACUUGUGGACCAAGAUGGACAACAGGACUGCCAGAGCGUAGCCAUAAAGGAAGAUCAUGAAGGAAUAAAUAGGACUUAUACCCCUGAGGAAGCUGCCAACUAUAAAUCCAUGGUGCUCACUUUGUUAGAAAGUUCGUCUGAUGAGGACAUCUUGAUUCCGGAAGAUGAAGAUCUAGAUGCAUUCGAAAUGGAGAUCACUGAAGCAAACGGCACGGCUUCAGAAGCACAGUUGAAUGGAUCAGGUGAUCCUUCAGAAUGGGGCUUGUCACCAGCACAACUGAAUGAAUUACGUGCUAUCCAUGACUCGGCUGCGGAACUUUUGAAACAUUUUUGGACUUGUUUUCCUCCUGUUACACCAGAGUUAGAGGAGAAGCUGGAGCGAAUGUCCCAGACCUUGAAGAAGUACGAGGCAAAUCAGCUUCGAGAUGCAGAACGGCAGUUUGGCAGAGUAAAUGUCCAACAUUGUUAUCAAAUGCUUGCCCGUGCUUAUGCUCGAUAUCAAAUGUAUGCCGAGAGGAAAACUGCCCGACACUGAACACUUGCUGGAAUUAUGGGUAAUUUAAGCAGUCUUUAAUUGUGCAAAGGAUCUCUACUCGUUAUUGUUAUGCAGUUGUUUUAUUGUAAAAUUUGAUAAAGAUGGCAUAGAUGUGAUAAAAUUUCUAAUUA
This is a messenger RNA of Cylicocyclus nassatus, 1784 nucleotides long. Lineage: Eukaryota; Metazoa; Nematoda; Chromadorea; Rhabditida; Strongylidae. The record is from the annotation of a GenBank genome assembly.